AUGGAUGACAGAAUAAUACGCCUCGUCGACAUUGCCACCAUCUACGUGCAGGAGUAUAUGUCAGCCUUCGAUUCCUCACACGAUUACAAUCAUGUCGCUCGUGUGCUAGCCCUAGCCAAAAUGAUUCUUAAAGAUGAGAACGCUUCGCUACCUCGGCCCUCCCACGCGCCUCGAGGCGACAAGAAUGAUUGGGAACCUGUACCACCAAUGGGGCUGAGCGAGCCGGUUGUGGUCCUCGGCGCUCUAUUGCAUGACGUGAAUGAUAGCAAGUACUUGAAUCAGUUGGAAAGCCCUGUCAGCCUUGCAGAACUCCUCAAACGAUGGGGCGCUGAUCACCAGCUCGCCAUCCGGGUUGAGCGGCUUUGUCAGGGAGUGUCGUAUUCCACUGAGAUGCGAGAUCCUCAAUGGGUGAGGAAUCUGAUUCAGGAGAUUCCCGAGCUCGCUGUGGUGCAAGACGCAGAUCGUCUGGAUGCCUUAGGUGCAGUUGGGAUUGGAAGAUGCUUCACGUUCGGGGCUUCGAGAGGUAGAGGCUUGCCCGACUCUGUCAGACACUUCGAAGAGAAGCUGCUGCAGUUGGAGAGAAUGAUGAAGACCAGGACCGGCAGGGAGAUGGCCAAGGCCCGCACUGAACGUAUCAGAGAAUUCAUGCGAUGGUGGAAUGACGAGACCGAAGCUAUAGCCGGAGGAAUGGCAUUCUAG
Messenger RNA from Endocarpon pusillum Z07020, 699 nucleotides. RefSeq lists its product as uncharacterized. The transcript has a single exon. NCBI's taxonomy places the organism in Eukaryota, Fungi, Ascomycota, Eurotiomycetes, Verrucariales, Verrucariaceae. The coding region runs from base 1 to 699 and encodes 232 amino acids. The record is from RefSeq and is a predicted model, not a curated record.